UAAAAAAAGGCAAACCACCGAGGCAGCUACUCCAGCAAGCGGUGUGAAGUCAUUCACUUUAACGACAUCCAUAAACGGCCGUAUUUUGUCAAGCUUCAGCGACCAAGAGAUCAGCUAAUAGACGGAAAGACAAGGCAACGAUGAUCGACUGGGAGUUUGCGCAAUCGAUGCUGUUUUGGGCUUUUGUCCCGAGCAUGGCGACAAAGUUCAUCCAGAAGCAGUAUUACGCGUACGUCCGCAAGUCGAGAAGACCACCAACGCCCGCGGAAGCCAAACGACAUUAUAGCAUCAUCUAUGUCGUUUUUGUCGUGGGAUACCUGCUGUACACAUUCAUCACCGUGGAACGGGCGCUACCAUUGACACAUUACGACUAUCUCGGCGUGGGGAGAAACAGUGACGCGAGGACGAUCAAGUCGCAAUACCGUCAGCUAACCUUGCUGUUUCAUCCGGAUAAGAUAUCAUCGCUGGAACCACAGGAGCAGGAGUUUAUGGAAGGGCGAUAUUUGCUAAUGCGCCAAGCAUAUGAUGUUCUGAAGGAUCCCGUAAAACGGACGGCAUAUGACAAAUUUGGCACGAACAUGGAUACAUGCCCCCGCUGUGUCACCGAGCGGGAUUACGUCUUAAAUGCCUUACCAGGCGUCGUGACGUUCUACGUUGGCACAGGUGUCGUUAUGCUCCUCAUGGGUAUGUUUGGAGGUCUUGGCGGAGGUCGUUACUGGCGCUUCGUAGGCGUCUUGGCAAUGGGCUGCUUCGAAUCGCGCAUCCUGUUGAGCCCCAGCACGUCCGUCCCCAACACGAUCCUGCGGACAUUGAUCCCAUGGCGAACGACCCACGAGCAUAUUGAGAUGCUACGACAGCUUUUUGUAGUAAGCACGAUUGCCAUGGCUCAACUCGGGCCCAUACUGUUCCCGAGCGAAGAUGACGGGCGCACCCUGACCCAGCUGGUAUCGGAGCUGGAUUCCAUGACACAGUUGCAAUUGAAGGAAUCGGCCAGGAAUUUCCGCGCCGCGUUUGAACCGUUUGCGAAGGAUCCGGUAGCGGUGACGGCGUUGCAAAGGAAGAUGGAGAAGCUGGCGGUGGAUACCCAGCUGUUGGAGGUGGAUCAGGAGAUUGGGCUGGCGACUACUAAAGCCGCUGUGAAGCUGUCGAAACGGAGAACGUAGGCCGUGUAGGGGGCGGUUUGUAGUGGAAUCACGACGGAUCGCAUAUGAAUUACCAAGAAUAGAUACAAUAUAGCGCUAUAAUCACGCAUUCGCUG
Molecule: messenger RNA, 1258 nt
Organism: Fimicolochytrium jonesii
Lineage: Eukaryota; Fungi; Chytridiomycota; Chytridiomycetes; Spizellomycetales; Powellomycetaceae
Exons: 7
Coding region: 141-1163 (340 amino acids)
Cellular component (GO): endoplasmic reticulum
Molecular function (GO): misfolded protein binding; protein-folding chaperone binding
Source: RefSeq, a predicted model, not a curated record